This is a messenger RNA of Bacidia gigantensis, 2643 nucleotides long. RefSeq lists its product as uncharacterized. The coding region runs from base 1 to 2643 and encodes 880 amino acids. The transcript has a single exon. The record is from RefSeq and is a predicted model, not a curated record. NCBI's taxonomy places the organism in Eukaryota, Fungi, Ascomycota, Lecanoromycetes, Lecanorales, Ramalinaceae.
AUGCCUCGAUUCAAGCUACUCCCUCCGCGCGAGCCGCGAGAGGAAGAUGUUUUGACUCAACGACGUAAGGCGUUUCGCAACGCCAAAAUCAAAUUAGAGGGAGGAUCACCUUCUGUUGGACGACGCAACCCACCCAGGAUUCGUAGGAAACCUGUGAAGUAUGACUCUCAGAUCAAGAUUGAAGACGAAAUAUCGUGUUUACUGAAGCACGAGGAGGGGACUGAGAGGGUCGAUCCACCAAGGACAAUGCUCCGCUUGCGCCUGCAUACAAACCCCAUUCAAUCAAAACCAAAGAGACUUGGACGACCAAAACUAAGCACGACAAUAGCGAGUAAGACAUUCAAAGCUUUCCCUGCUUCUAGAUUAUCUCAACCCCAAAGCAUUAAACAAUCUCGGUCUAGAUCAUUGGCCAAAAAGGGGGACACAGAAAUAAGCAUGUUGUCCAUAACUCUCGCGCUGCGACAAUUGUAUGUCGCCGCGCAGCACGAUGAUGCCUUGUUGGUGGCCGUCGAUGAAGCCCUGUCAAAUUCGCAGCCUCAUGAGACUUCAUUUGAGACGUGUUUCAAGGAAGCCUGCGAGCUGGUCAGAAAAGACCAGCAGAGGGCUAGAGCUCAAACCCUUGAAAAUUCACAAGCCCAUCAUAGUCUCACAGAGCCGGCAAAUGAUGCGUCGACAAAACCAACGACCGAGCACUUCACUUUUCCCCGUCACGCACCGCCAUUCGCAGACUCAUCAAUGUCAACCGAAGGAAGUCCGGGCCAGAACAAAUCUCCACAAGGUUCAUCUUGGUUAGCAAGGGGCGAGAAAGCUUCGUUUAAAGCAACUUCCAAGAGACAAAGCAAAUAUAUCCCACUGGCCUUCCAAUCUACGCCCCCGCUUGUACCACCACAGCAGACAUCUGUUCCACAUCAGCCAGCCUCGAUAUCAAGCUCUCGGUUGCACGACUCUCCUUCUGAUCAUCCUCUAUUGUCGACUGACCGCAAUCACUUCUCUUUCAUCCCCUGUCAUACUCAUCGUGAUAUCGCUAGCAGCCCCAGAAGUAUUGUCUCUGAUACACUUGAAAACAGUCCACCCAAAGAGAUCGAGGAAAUCUCACGUGAACCUUUCCUUCUCGCUGGUGGGAAAAUGAAGGGUCUACGGCCAUUGCGACCCAAGCCCGCCGUUCCGCAGCAAGCUGUGACGUCCACUGGAUCACCUAGACCGCCUGCAAUCUCACGCGAAACUUCUCGCUCAGAUAGUCGACCAUCUUCAGUAAAUACUUCCGCUACGCGAGUGGCCAUGGCGUCGACUGCAGUGACUGCAUCGCCCAGACUUGUGGAGACUAACAUUCCGCCUUCACCAGAUCUUUCGAUAGUCAUGUGUCGACGGGUCCGCUUCGCUUCGCCUUACGAUCCAACGUCAGCUGCACAAAAUCAAUGCAGCGACGCCAGAAAGAAAAGAAAGCGUCUCGAGGACGGCGACGGAACAAGGCAGAUUGCAGAAGGAGGAGGCCUCAAGAGGAUAGCCAAGAUAGAGGAGCCGGAGACUACAUUGAACAACGUCAGUGUACAGCUUCAAAGCUUCGAUGAAGAAGACGACGAAGACCCACGUGCUAGUCUGCAAGAAAUCCCUUGCAUCGGACACACGGUCAGACAGGAAGUGAAAGAGGAGGAUAACCAACCCGAUAUAUCUUCAGGCGCCAUAGAGGGCGAACAAGCAGCAGCAUAUAAUCGACGUAUGGCGAUUGGACCAAGAACUCCCUCAAUUAGCUCUGAUGAUUCUAAUCAGGACUAUGAAUCGAGUCUAGAGUCGAGGUCACUAAGGAGCAGUCCUGCUUGGUCUCUUCCAGGUCAAGAUCUAGAUGAGGGACCCAUCGAACCACAAGUGAGGCGUGAACAAACAACACCAUCGAGCAGUCAAAUUCGCUUUCACAGUAACCUUCCGAGCGAGCCGCUCGAACAGAGCUCCCUAAAUGGCGAUACUGAGGAUUUUUUAGCUUUCCAAGGACGUGGAUCACUACCCACGAGAAGGCACCAAGUGCAGCCUCAAAGUCCGCAAGCUUGUACACACCCUUGUCCCAUAUGUGACGACAGCGCAAUUCACAAGCUGAUCACAACGAUGGGAGCCGAGUUCCUCGUAAAUCGGGCCGAUGUCGGCCUUUCGCACAAAGAUGCCUUUGCUUUUUGCGACAAAUUUCCCUUUCAUAAAGUGAACAAGGAAAUGCUAGACGACUUGGAGAAGAAGCGUGGCAGACGAUGGGCCAAGACCAUUGAAAAAUGGACAAAGAAGAUAGAGAAUCUCCGGGGCGAAAUUCGAAAGAAUGGGAUUGGAAGACCCCGAGAAUGCAGACAUCGGUGCUUGCGAUGCGAGAGGCAGGCGAUUCGUAGAGAGAUAACCGGAUUACAAGAAGAAUUUGUGGCAAUGUAUGAGGAUCUAGGAAUCACUGUUGAGGAUGCUUUGAUUUUGUGGAACGGUCUUUUGUUGGGAGUAAUUGGGACUAGCGAAUUUCAGCCUUUGUUCAACAAGAUUCUCGUCAAAGGGGGACAGCAGCUUGUGGACCACAUGGACCCUAUCUUCUCGAGUGCUAAGCACUUGAUCAAAAGACUCCGUGCCGCUGGCGACAAGAAAGAAAUCAAAGGCACAUUGACGGUGGAAAUCGAUUAG